AUGGCCGAACGGCACGCUGCUGCGCCCCACGCCGCGGUGCGCGGCGGCGAUGCUGGCGGCCUCGCUGCUGGCGAUGCCAGCCGCGCCACUGGCACGUCGGUCGCCACUGUCACCACGUCUCUCGCCGCGGUGGAGCUCUGCGACGAGGACGUGGCAAUGCGCUGCUCUGCUCAAAGCGAUGCUGGCUCUGCUGCCGACCCUGAGUGGGAGGCAGUGCUGGCGCAGCUGCUAGCAGAGGAAGCAGAGGAAGAGGAGCUCUGCUGCCGCUUCGAGCGCUGUGGCGACGACUCCGACGACGGGGGAUUCAGUAUGCCGCAGGCGGCUCCCACCUCGAUGGGUUAUCACUCCUGCGACUGCAUCGAAGAGGGCUUCAACAUUCAACAAACAGGAAUCGAGGGUGACCGCAUGUCUGCAUCAGACGUGUCAUCCGUCCCGAUCGGCCUCCAGGGCUCGCACCUCAACCUCUCACAGACCAGCGCAAAGCGCCAUAGGACGUAUUUUCUUGUCAAUAACAAGAGCAUGACGAUUGUGCUCGCUACAUAA
Messenger RNA from Emiliania huxleyi CCMP1516, 543 nucleotides. RefSeq lists its product as hypothetical. The transcript is spliced from 4 exons. The coding region runs from base 1 to 543 and encodes 180 amino acids. Lineage: Eukaryota; Haptophyta; Isochrysidales; Noelaerhabdaceae. The record is from RefSeq and is a predicted model, not a curated record.